AGGUCACGACCUCGGAAGUACGUCCUCCACUAGGGCGCGGCAGAAAUGGCCGCAGCGGCAGCAUCGCGAGUGACGUUGCUAUCCGCGGCGCGGCUGCGGCUCUGGGGUUUCUCCGAGAGACUUUUAGUCAGAGGUGCUGCUGGACGGUCCUUAUAUUUUGGAGGGAACAGAUUGAGAAGUACACAGGCUGCUACACAAGUUGUUCUGAAUGUUCCUGAAACACGAGUAACACGUUUGGAGAAUGGUCUCAGGGUGGCCUCUGAAGAUUCUGGGCUCUCAACAUGCACAGUUGGACUCUGGAUUGAUGCUGGAAGUCGAUAUGAAAAUGAGAAGAAUAAUGGAACAGCUCACUUUUUGGAGCAUAUGGCUUUCAAGGGCACCAAAAAGAGAUCUCAGUUAGAUUUGGAACUUGAAAUUGAAAACAUGGGUGCUCAUCUCAAUGCUUAUACCUCCAGAGAGCAGACUGUAUAUUAUGCCAAAGCAUUUUCUAAAGAUUUGCCAAGAGCUGUAGAAAUUCUUGCUGAUAUAAUACAAAAUAGCACAUUGGGAGAAGCAGAGAUUGAACGUGAACGUGGAGUAAUCCUUAGAGAGAUGCAGGAAGUUGAAACCAAUUUACAAGAAGUUGUUUUUGAUUAUCUUCAUGCCACAGCUUAUCAAAAUACUGCACUUGGACGGACAAUUUUGGGACCAACUGAAAAUAUCAAAUCUAUAAAUCGUAGAGAUUUAGUAGAUUAUAUAACCACACAUUAUAAGGGGCCAAGGAUUGUGCUUGCUGCUGCUGGAGGAGUUUCCCAUGAUGAACUGCUUGAGUUAGCAAAGUUUCAUUUUGGUGACACACUGUCCACACACAAAGGAGAAAUACCAGCUCUACCUCCCUGCAGAUUCACAGGAAGUGAGAUUCGAGUGAGAGAUGACAAGAUGCCUUUGGCACACCUUGCAAUAGCUGUUGAAGCUGUUGGUUGGGCACAUCCAGAUACAAUCUGUCUCAUGGUUGCAAACACACUGAUAGGCAACUGGGAUCGCUCUUUUGGAGGAGGAAUGAAUUUAUCUAGCAAGCUGGCCCAGCUCACCUGUCACAGCAAUCUCUGCCAUAGCUUCCAGUCUUUCAACACUUCCUACACAGAUACAGGAUUAUGGGGAAUCUAUAUGGUUUGUGAACCAGCCACUAUUGCAGACAUGCUCCAUGUUGUUCAGAAAGAAUGGAUACGACUCUGCACAAGUGUCACUGAAAGUGAGGUUGCACGAGCCAAAAACCUUCUGAAAACAAACAUGUUGUUACAACUCGAUGGUUCCACUCCAAUCUGUGAGGAUAUCGGCAGGCAAAUGUUAUGCUAUAACAGAAGAAUUCCCAUCCCUGAGCUUGAAGCAAGAGUUGAUGCUGUGAAUGCUGACACAAUCCGAGAAGUAUGUACCAAAUAUAUUUAUGAUAAGAGUCCAGCUGUUGCUGCUGUUGGUCCCAUUGAGCAACUACCAGAUUUUAACCAGAUUCGCAGUAACAUGUGCUGGCUUCGUGAUUAAAAUGCUCUUAAUAAAAGUAUUUUGAAUGUACAUAUUUAUAAAAUUUAA
Phyllostomus hastatus (greater spear-nosed bat) is the source of this 1566-nucleotide messenger RNA. RefSeq names its product peptidase, mitochondrial processing subunit beta (gene PMPCB). Gene Ontology annotation, cellular component: mitochondrion. Bases 46 to 1518 code for a protein of 490 amino acids. The record is from RefSeq and is a predicted model, not a curated record. Gene Ontology annotation, molecular function: metal ion binding; metalloendopeptidase activity. The transcript is spliced from 13 exons. NCBI's taxonomy places the organism in Eukaryota, Metazoa, Chordata, Mammalia, Chiroptera, Phyllostomidae.